GAGCACUAGUAGAUGUUCUCUUGUUACAAUUGUUUUUAACAUUAAUCUGUAAGAUAAAUUACCGGCUAUAAUUGUGGAUAUGCAUGAUAGGCCAUUUAUAAUAUACUUAUCUAGUAUAUGAUUUCAAUUGUGUUAGACCUAAGAAAAUAUCAGUUGAUAUGGUGAAAUGUCCUAUAUACGGCUUUGGAAAGAUAACACCAUUAUUUCAUUUGUUUUUGAUAACUUCUGCAUAAUAAAUCACAAUUCAACUUACCUCUGAGCAUAAAAUUUAUUUUGUAGAAAAUCUCGGAAACUAUUUUAUUAAAAUGUUAAAACCUGUUUGUAGUAGAUCCCAAUAUGUAGAUCUAUACACUAUAUUUCCAAAGUUUUCCCGCCAGCACCCGCAUUAGAGAUAACUUUUGCAGACGUUCAUCAAAAUAGAAAUAAGUUUAAAUGCCUCAAACACAAUGCAUCCAGGGUAUUAUUUAAAUGUCCGUCGAACUUCCCCAGUCAGUUGUUUUGAUCAAAUUUAGGGUGCAUGUCGAAACUUGCAGACAAUUUUUUUCUUGUUUAUAGAUCUGUGCAUGACGCAUAUUAAUGUGGGCGGACCAUAUGCCAUCAUAUUGCUAUGUGUAUAUGGUCAACAUUAUGGGCCUACUUAAAUAUAAUGCAAUGCAUAUAUAUUCCUAUUCUAAUGCAAAUUUUUUUAAUUAGAAGCAAAGGAAUAAUUGAUCGAGUAGAUUAUGAUUUCUGUAACUUCUGCAUUGUUAAUAACGUACCGGUAAACAUUGGCAGCCUAAACAUGGAAACAAUAGUGGUAUGACGUCAUUAUUCUCUUUAUUGUGUCGGUGUCUCGACUCGACUCGUCAAGAAAUGAUCAGCUGGCAAAUCUAUCCACGGCGCAUGCUCUAAUCUAUGACAUCAACAACAAUGGCGGCGAACAGAGAUGAGAUCCUGGCGAAUUUUCAGGCCUGUACGGGUAUCGUGGACUUUAUGGAGUGCCUUGCCCACCUGGAACAGAAUGACUGGAAUCUUACGGGUGCUAUCAAUUCAGUGUUCAGUGCACAGGGUGACGGCGGCAGCAGUAGCAGUGGUGGCGGCGGCAGCAGAGGCGGCGGUCAGGAUGAGAGUGGCAUUCAAGGACGCUCUGCCUUUUCAGAGAUCCCCAUGGAUGCUCAAGAGCCCGUAGUUGAAGAUAUAGACUCCGUGGCACAGCCCACCUUCUCUGACACCGCUGGUCCCUCCUCCGGUCCCUCCUCAUCCCCCUUCAUCCCCUCUCCUGUUACCCUAUCCUCUGCACCCUCGUCCUCAGCCUUCAUCAGAAGACCUCGCUUCAUCCAAUUUAGCAUCAAACACAGGGGAAAGGUCAUCACGCUAUCAGUCACAGAUGAACACAAAGUUGAUCAUUUAAAAGACCUACUCUCAAAGCAGCUGAAUAUACCAAAGAUUGCCCUCUAUCUGUCAGGAUGGGAUAAUAGAGCAGCUUUACCAAGUGAUGAGACAACUCUCUCUACUCUCCACCUUCCUGCUGAAGUCAGUCUGACUCUAAGCACUCCGACAGUUGAAGGGGAAGCACUCCAGCCUUGCUCCUCUAAUGGAGAUGAGCUGUCAUUUCCAGAGCGACUCAUGAGACAUACAGAACUAGUCAUUACCGAUAUGGAUGAAAACACAGUAUAUAAUCUAAGAUACGAGGGCUGCAAGACUAUACUGGACGUCAAGCAGGGUAUAUUUGCAUUGACCAAUGUCCAGCCUAGAAGACAAGAAUGGAUCGGGUGGCCUAAUGAUAUGGACACACUAACGUUAGCAGCUUCAGGUAUUGAUUUCCCUCGUCACAUCCUAUCAUUCAAGAGAUUACCAGCUGAUGAACAACAAAAUAAUAGGUCUCAGGGUGGAGCCAGCGUAGACGCAGGGAACGACAGCAGUGAUAGCGACGAGUACGACGAUGCCCAGGAGGUAAUGGACCUGGAUGACCAUGCAAUGUUUGGUUCAGAUAGCUCAUCACACAGAGACGGGCCUCUAUUACCCGAUAACCUGGAGGAUGCGACAGAAUCAUUAAUACAUUUUUCACAAGAAUUUUCUGGUCGCUAUGGCAACACACAUCCAAAUUUCUACAUGGGGCCGUUAGAGGAUGCAAUUAAAGAAGCUUUUAAUGUUCCAGCCAAAGAUAGGAAACUAUUAGCAGUCUAUGUCCACCAUGACAAGAGUGUACAAAGCAAUGUUUUCUGUAGCCAAUUGAUGUGUUCUGAUAGUAUAGUCAACUUUCUCAAUCAAAACUUUGUCACAUGGGCAUGGGACAUGACAAGUCCAAAGAAUAGAGAAAGGUUAUUAACAGUAUGCACAAAAAUAUUUGGCAGUGUUACAGCGUCAACGUUAAAGAAUUUACAACAGGAUAAGUUUCCUUUGUUACUGUUGGUCAUGAGGAUACGAUCGAAUACAGAAGUCUUCUCAGUAUUACAAGGUAACCUAUCCCUAGAUGAAUUAAUGACGAGUCUAAUACAAGCAGUUGACUUCUUUACAGAACAGCAACAAGCAGAUGUUGUACAAGAGGAAGAAAGAAGAGCGUCAUUGAUGCUGAAGCUAGAGCAAGACCAGGCGUACCAAGAAUCAUUAAUAGCAGACAGAGCAAAGCAAGAAGAGAAGGAAAGACAAGAAAGAGAAGAAGGAGAGAGGAUCAUGAGGGAACAACAGGAAGAACAGAUGAAGAAGGCAGAGGAAGAGGCAAUAAGGUUAUCGCUAGAGCAGCAGCUAGCAGACGAGCCCGACGAGGGUUCCGACCUUCCCAUCAGCACGCUGAGGAUGAGACUUCCGACGGGCGAGACGAUGACGAGGAGAUUCCUGGCUUCUGAGAAGCUACAGAUGGUGCUUGUCUUCCUAGGUUCCAAGGGCUAUCACUCAGAUACCCACAAGAUCCUGACCACCUGGCCAAAAAGAGAUCUCACAAGCGAAGAUGGACAUCAAAACCUUCAACAGCUCGGCCUGUGCCCACAGGAGACUUUGUUUGUAGAGGAACGCUAAAGGAAAUCCUCUUCCACAAUGUUAUUGUUAUUACUUUCUGUGGAAGGGCACUGCUACGGAAAUCUCCGCCCCCUCCGUCGAGGAUCGUCAAAGCAAGGCCAAAGUACAGUCAAUGGAGUCAAAGAGGGAGCAGCAACGCACCUUCUGUCUGAGUAUAUCUCACCUGAUCCCGUUGUAUACUUCCAUUUUAGGGGAGAUCUAAAGCGUGGAUGAGUAUUUAAAGGAUGCAAUAUUGGUAUACUCAAUAUCAGAAUUUCAUAAUUGCAUGAAAUUGUUAGUUUUCUCCAUUGCUUCAUGGGAGCACAGCACAUUAUUAUUUCAGCUUGCAAAGGCUUUUUAGCUUUCAGCAGCAGUUAAAAAAGAGAAACAUUGGUACCUUUUCAAAUUUUGUUUCUGAUUUUGGGUAGCUAUCAUUUUUCAAUUUACAUGCUCACACUGGUAAUUUAUUUACAUUUUAUUGCAAUACCUUUUUACUUGAUUGAAUAUGAGAUCUACUUUCAUGUUCAUUCAUGCAAAACUGUUAUUUAAAAAAAAUCAUUCACAUUGGACAAAUUUGAAUUAUUGUUUAUUUUGCCAUGCCCUUUGAAUUGCUUCCUAAGGCUCACCCAUUAAAAUAAAAUCAAAACACCACAUAUUUUGCUUUGCUUCCGAAUUUAUCAAUUUUUUAUGCAUUUUUUUUGUCUCUGUGUACAAAAGAAAAAAAUCAUUCCUUGAUUAUGAAUCGCUACAAGUUUCUCUUACAAAAAUAGAUAUAUUUGUUCUAGCUUGAGACUGAUUAUCCCCUAAAAAAUAGGUGUUUAUGUAGUAAAAUUGUUAAUGAACAAUAAUAAUAUCAAAGUGAAGUGUCCAAAAGAUAUUACCCGGAUAAGAAAUGUAAUUUAAGCGAGCACCAAAUGAAAAAAAUGUGCUGCUCAAAAUACCAUGAAGAAAGUGAUGAAUAAAUCUCCAUCAAAAAUUUUGAAUAAACAAGGUCUUGGAGCACCAGUGUACCAGCCUAUUAAGCUUGCUGUGCGUAAAGUUUUUAACGUCAUCCAAAGUGUCUAUACGUUGGAUAUUAUUGCUUGGAAAAAGACCCUUCACCUUUCUGGAAUGCCAUGCUUAUUUUACACAUAUCUCAGCUAUUGCACAUUUUCUGCCAGAAUCAUGUAUGUUAUUCAUACAUACAAACACUCCUUUGGUCAUUUUAAUGGAUUCUGUUUUUAACUCAUUUUGAGAUCGUUACCACAACUGGCAUGUAUGUUAAAGUCAUGCUGUAUGAGAAAUAGGUCCUGCUUGCCUUGGGUGUAAGUAGUAUGUGACCACCAAGCAAGAUUGGGUAGUUCGUUUCUUGGAAAAAUGGCAACAUGAUUCUGGAGAGUAUUUCAGCAAGCAUCUUGUGGGUGAUUUUCAUUGACAAAUUUGCUCUCAUCCAAUCCGAUGCAAGGAUUUCAGUAGCUUACAACAGCCAUCAAUGGAAAUUGCUGAGAGGAUGCCUUAUGAAAUUCUGCUUUGAUGUAUUGGUAAAAUCUGUAAUGAUAGACAGAUGUGCUAAAAAGUUAUUGAGCCCCAUCAGAAAAUGAACAUAUUUCAAGUGAUCAAGUUCUGCCAUGUUUUAGAUAUUUAAUUGUGAAAUCAGGUGAUAAAAUAUUACAUGCAAUCAAGUUUUUUUUUUUCUCUCUGGGCUCACCGAACAUUGUAAAGUUGCUGUCUCCAUUCAACACUCAGCAUAAAGGAGUGCAAUUUCUGGUGGGGGUUCACUAACUUUCUAGAACCACUGUAGAUAUCGAUU
This is a messenger RNA of Lytechinus pictus (painted urchin), 4762 nucleotides long. RefSeq names its product FAS-associated factor 1-like. NCBI's taxonomy places the organism in Eukaryota, Metazoa, Echinodermata, Echinoidea, Temnopleuroida, Toxopneustidae. Gene Ontology annotation, cellular component: nucleus; endoplasmic reticulum. The transcript has 16 exons. The record is from RefSeq and is a predicted model, not a curated record. Gene Ontology annotation, molecular function: ubiquitin binding. Bases 895 to 2994 code for a protein of 699 amino acids.